Messenger RNA from Spinacia oleracea (spinach), 1737 nucleotides. RefSeq lists its product as uncharacterized. Gene Ontology annotation, cellular component: cytosol. Gene Ontology annotation, molecular function: holo-[acyl-carrier-protein] synthase activity; magnesium ion binding. The transcript is spliced from 9 exons. The record is from RefSeq and is a predicted model, not a curated record. NCBI's taxonomy places the organism in Eukaryota, Viridiplantae, Streptophyta, Magnoliopsida, Caryophyllales, Amaranthaceae. The coding region runs from base 205 to 1140 and encodes 311 amino acids.
ACAACAGCACACUAAUACACUAUUCUUUCUCUUGCGCUCCCAGCUCCCGUAUUCAUUGCGUGAGCUCGAACUCUCGAAGGCCAACCUACCACCGCCGUCUUCAGCCACCGUCAUCGUACAACUCCGCCGCACUUCCGAGGUACUACCUAGUUUUGACCGGUUCAACGGCUACUAUAAUAAACUCCAUAACUAUAAUGAUCAAACAUGCGCUGCUUCAACAGUCAUUUUCCUCUCUCCAGCAAGUCUUUGCACACUCUUCCCCUUCCACCUCGAGGGGAAACUCAUUUGUGGUAUGUGAUUCCUGAUGAAGUAAAGUGCUCAUCACUCUUGAAGCAAUAUCUGGAAAUCCUUUCCCCUUGUGAGAAACAAAAUGUACUCAGCUUCUGCGAUAGUGAGCUCAGGAAGAAAGCCCUCUUAGCCCGUGCCCUGGUCCGCACUACUAUCGCUAGAUAUCAGACAAAUUCUUAUGUUGAUCCAAGAUCUUUGAAGUUUAAGAAAAACUCCUACGGAAAACCCGAGGUUGAUUGGCAGCAGGUACCUGAUGUGAGUUGGCCACCAUUGCAUUUCAAUUUAUCACACACAUCAUCAUUGAUUGCAUGUGGAAUUACGACAUAUUCUCCUAUUGGAAUCGACGUGGAAGAUAAGAAGAGGACAAUAAAGAAUGAUGUCAUGUCAUUUGCUCGCCGCUUCUUCUCUCCACAUGAAGUUGAGCAUUUGGCUAAUAUUUUAGAUCCGGAAAUACAACGUCAGGAAUUUAUUAAAUUAUGGACACUCAAGGAAGCAUAUGUAAAAGCAUUGGGAAGGGGUUUUUCAGCUGCUCCGUUUAAGACGUUCAGGAUUCAUUUCAAAGCUUCGUCAAAAAAUAUGUCAGGUGUUCCUGAAAUUGCUGAUCUUACGGAAUCUGAAAUUACUGUUGAAUCGUCUGAGUUUCCAUAUGGGCAAUGGCAGUUUGCGCUUCUUGACUUGGCUAAUACUCAUUAUGCUUCUAUUUGCACAGAGAAUUUUAACGAAGAAAAUCUUUCUCCAAUGGCUUUGAGAGUGUGGAAGACGAUACCUCUUCUGGAAGAUUUAUGCAUGUCUGGGACUCCUUCCAUUAUUACAAUUGGUGGGCUUGUCAAGCAGCUCAAGUGGAUUAAGUAGCGAUCAUUUCUGAUGAUAAUUAAACAGACGAUGAUCAUUGAUGAUAAGUUUUAUUGAACAGUCAACAGCAAACAGCGGUUUUGAUAGGAAUGAUAUAAUUUGUUCACCAACAUAGAGUUGGCUCAAGUGGUAAGCAGCUUGAUGUCGCUUAAGGGAGGUCUCGGGUUCGAGGCUCGCCGUAUGCAGAAACUUUUGUUGGGAGACUCACCCACCAUAAGCAAGGUGUGCGACACGGGUCGAAUCCGGAUGUAGUCGGAGCUAAGCUCCGGUGAACCGGGUGUGCUAUGCGUAAAAAAAAAAAGAUAUAAUUUGUUCAUUUUUACCUGUUUGACUCGGCUCCCACAUUAUGCCGAACUCCCCAAACAGCUGCAUAAAGUGUCAGUUGUGAUAUUGACUAUUGAGUUAAACGUAUAUGAAAUUGGCCCAUUUAUUUCAAAUGAAAUUUAAGAGGCCUCCCUACUCGGUUCUACUAGGUCCCCUAUAAUGUGUGUUACGUCUUAUGGUGUUGGUAUACGAUGAAUAUUUAAAGAGCUUAAUUAAUACUCUGGUGUGUUACUAACUUUAGGGUUCGGAUAUAUUCUCAAGAAACUUGUUUUC